Molecule: messenger RNA, 3039 nt
Organism: Liolophura sinensis
Lineage: Eukaryota; Metazoa; Mollusca; Polyplacophora; Chitonida; Chitonidae
Product: ZZ-type zinc finger-containing protein 3-like
Exons: 8
Coding region: 226-1539 (437 amino acids)
Molecular function (GO): zinc ion binding
Source: RefSeq, a predicted model, not a curated record
AUAAGACGCCUUAACACCUAGAAUGGCCAUAUCAGGCGUCAUGAUGACACGAGAUGUGUGUGGGCAUGAUGAUACAACAACAACGCCUGGUAGUGUGUCGAAGUCUUGAUGAUGAUGUUCGUUCAGUUCAUUCCUGUAGGAUACUUAGCUGGCACCUUUUGGGCUUGAAAUAGCGAAGCUGAUCUGUUUGUUACAUCCCUACAGCCAGAGAGACUGCUGCAGGAAAUGUCUGACACCGGCAUGCCUGGUCAGUCUUCCCCAAUCCAUCCUGCAGACAGCACAGUUCUCGAUGAGGCUGAGGAUGUGUAUUAUUUUGAAUCUGAUCACCUGGCUUUGAAGGGAAACCAGGACUACAGCCAGCUGCUGAAAACCAUUGUCAUGCUGGAGUCGCAGAGAAUGUCGGCCAUCAAGGACUUGGACAAAUUACACGAGAUGCAGAACACAGCCUUGAGUGAACCAAUAGGCUUUGUAGAGCAAUUGCAGAGAGGCCAGCAGAUGAAUUUCCCCAGACCUCAGCUAGUGGCGGAGCUACCCGACAUUAGGUGGGAGAAAUACACGUCCAGUACUAACCUGGUCAAUUCUACGAUUCACAAACACAUGACACGACAGAAGAAGACAACGACAUCAGAUGGAAGCAGUUGUGGAGACAGCGGUUACGGCUCCUUCCAGUCAUUCUCAUUAGCUGAUCAGUUAACCAACAGCGACCCUCGAUCUGGUCUCACAGUGGUGCGAGGGAGGGUCAAAGAUGACAAGCGGUCAUCCACGUUCAACCAGCUGUGGUCUGUGGAGGAACAAAAAAGGCUAGAGAGCUUGUUAAUCCAGUACCCACCGGAGGAAGUUGAGGCCAAGCGCUGGCAGAAAAUAGCUACAGCCCUGGGUAACAGAACAUUACAGCAGGUGGCAAGCCGUGUACAGAAGUACUUCAUUAAGCUGGCCAAAGCAGGGUUACCUAUCCCUGGGAAGGUGCCUCACCUGUCCGCGUAUAACAGAAAGGCAUCCCAUCGGCACCAUCGCUUCCAGAAGUUCUACUACCAGCCGUCGACCUUCAUGAGUUCCCAUGAGCCUCCAGUGUACAUGUCUGACGAUGAUUCAUCCCUCAGCUAUGGAGAAAACAGCGUAGACACCGACUUCAUCUCACAGGCAGGGGACAUGGACGUCUCAGAUGAGGAGUUGGUCCCAGAGUCCCUGAGGGACACAGACGAGUAUCAGGAGCUGAUAAGGCUCAAGCAAAUAAGGCAGCAGAAACUGAAGACGUCAGGGAUGUGUAACACAAAGCACACAGGCUUCAAGUGUGACAAGUGUGGUUGUGACCCGAUUGUGGGCAUUCGCUGGCAUUGUUUAGACUGUCCCUCGGAAAGCUCUGUGGAUUUUUGCGAGGACUGUGUGGAUAGUACUUUUGAUGUUGGUAUGCACAACUCCAGUCAUCGUUUGGAGGCUUUAAAAGAAGCUGGUCAACAAAAUCAUAUUGAUCAAGAUUACACGCGAUUUGCUCAGGGGCACUACAACUACCUGGAUCCCAACUAUAUGCCAGCUACAUGAAGAUACAGUAUGUAGGCCAUUAGGGACUGUGACAUAGGACAUGUCAUCUCUGUGUGACUGUACAACUGUCAGGAUCCCAACUAUAUGCCAGCUAGAUGAAGAUACAGUAUGUAGGCCAUUAGGGACUGUGACAUAGGACAUGUCAUCUCUGUGUGACUGUACAACUGUCUGGAUCCCAACUAUAUGCCAGCUAGAUGAAGAUGCAGUAUGUAGGCCAUUAGGGACUGUGACAUAGGACAUGUCAUCUCUGUGUGACUGUACAACUGUCUGGAUACCAAAUACAUACCAGUUACAUGAAGAUACAGUAUGUAGGCCAUUAGGGACUGUGACAUAGGACAUGUCAUCUCUGUGUGACUGUACAACUACCUGGAUCCCAACUUUAUACCAGCUAGAUGAAGAUACAGUAUGUAGGCCAUUAGGGACUGUGACAUAGGACAUGUCUUCUCUGUGUGACUGUACAACUACCUGGAUCCCAACUAUAUGCCAGCUAGAUGAAGAUACAGUAUGUAGGCCAUUAGGGACUGUGACAUAGGGCAUGUCAUCUCUGUGUGACUGUACAACUACCUGGAUCCCAACUAUAUGCCAACUAGAUGAAGAUGCAGUAUGUAGGCCAUUAGGGACUGUGACAUAGGACAUGUCAUCUCUGUGUGACUGUACAACUGUCUGGAUCCCAACUAUAUGCCAGCUAGAUGAAGAUGCAGUAUGUAGGCCAUUAGGGACUGUGACAUAGGACAUGUCAUCUCUGUGUGACUGUACAACUACCUGGAUCCCAACUAUAUGCCAGUUACAUAAAGAUACAGUACAUAGACCAUUUGGGACUGUGACACAGGACAUGUCAUCUCUGUGUGACUGUACAACUACCUGGAUCCCAACUAUAUGCCAGUUACAUGAAGAUACAGUACAUAGGCCAUUAGAGGCUGUCACAUAGGACAUGUCAUCUCUGUGUAAGUGUAGAACUGUCUGGAUACCAACUAUAUGCCAGCUACAUGAAGAUACAGUACAUGGGCCAUUAGAGGCUGUCACAUAGGACAUGUCAUCUCUGUGUGACUGUACAACUGUCUGGAUCCCAACUAUAUGCCAGCUACAUGAAGAUACAGUAUGUAGGCCAUUAGGGACUGUGACACAGGACAUGUCAUCUCUGUGUGGCUCUACAACUGUCUGGAUACCAAAUACAUACCAGUUACAUGAAGAUGCAGUGGGUAGGCCAUUAGAGACUGUGACAUAGGACAUGUCAUCUCUGUGUGACUAUAGAACUGUCUGGAUACCAACUAUAUGCCAGUUACAUGAAGAUACAGUGGGUAGGCCAUGAGAGACUGUGACAUAGGACAUGUCAUCUCUGUGUGACUAUAGAGCUGUCUGGAUACCAGCUAUAUGCCAGUUACAUGAAGAUACAAUGGGUAGGCCAUUAGAGACUGUGACAUAGGACAUGUCAUCUGUGUGUGACUGUGCAACUGUCUGGAUACCAACUAUAUGCCAGUUACAUGAAGAUACAGUACAUGG